AUGAGGUCGUUCAUUUUAGCGAGAAGGAUGCUGAGGAAGGAGGACGAUCAGGAUGGAGGCCGGAGCAGCAGGACGACGACGACGGCGGCAGCAGCAGCAGGCGGACUCGCAACGCUGGCCCGCGGGGGCGCCGCCGAGCCGCUGCCGGCCAUGGCCGAGCACGGCGAGCCGGGCUUCCAGCGGAUGGCGGCGGCCCUGGGGAACUCGACGGAGGGCGCGUCUGCCACCAUCCCGACCAAUCCCUUGCAAUUCCCGGUGCUCACUGACUUCUGGUGCGCCUGGGAUCUCACGGAUCGCAAGCGCACGCCCGCGCUCCUCAUAGACGACAUGCAGAUCGAGUACGAGGAGUAUGUUCGCGGCAUUGUCCCUCCAGUGAAGACGCUCAUAGAAGCCUUCCGCAAGGCGGGGCUCCCAAUCUUCUGGAGCACAUGGUGGCGUUUCGGCCCCGACGACGGCUUCUUCAAUACCAUGGACCGUUUCUAUGGCCCGAUUGGCUACCAGACGAAGUUCAACGCACUGUACAACCAUCUGCCCAACGGCGGCGACAUCCUGUCCGACGUGGCUCCGGUGACCGAGGACGAGAGGAGACGCGUCAUGCACAAGAGCUACUCGCUGGACAUGUUCGACGAGCGGCCCAUGAAGUGGCUGGUGCCGGACGGGCAGGAGACGCUGCAUGCGGAGCUGCAGAAGUUGGGGGUGGACACGAUUGUCCAGGUGGGCGCAUGGACUGAUGAUUGCAUCAUCUCGACUGUCUUCCAUGGAUUCAGCCUGCAGUACGACGUUGUCCUGGUUGAGGACGGCGUCACCACCGCCAGCAAGCAGCACUUCAACGCCAUCGAGGUGAUGCGCGGCGCGGCCGCCAAGGUGCUGCUGGCAGACCAGGUGGCGUCAUAUAUCCAGCUGCCUGCGGUCCUACCGCCGUCGCCCUCCAAGAGCUCCAAGCUGCUCGGUGGCCGCGCUGUCCGGGCCGCCGCGCUGGCGGCCGCCCCCGACGCGGCCGCGGCCACGAGCGUUGCCCCCGUGCUCAAGCCCGAGGUCGCCAACCUGCUAAACACCCUCGUGGUGGGCUCCCUGGGCGCGGCCGUCGGCUACCUCUGGGGGCGGCGAGAUGCGGCGAGGCGGGGCUCGAGGGCGGCGCUCCUCUCCUGA
Messenger RNA from Prorocentrum cordatum, 1149 nucleotides. NCBI's taxonomy places the organism in Eukaryota, Dinophyceae, Prorocentrales, Prorocentraceae. The record is from the annotation of a GenBank genome assembly.